AAGAAGUUUUAACUGUGGAAGCCGAAACACCGAUUUAGGUGACACGAAGCUGAGUCAGCACUCAGCAGAGGCCGAGGAAUUUGAGGGGGGAAGAGGCUUCUUCUACUCUAUCUUAGUUUCUCCUCCGUCCUCAAAACCCAAAUCCCAGAUUUGGGGAUGCAAGGUUUGGUGUAAUUUGUAAAUUUGCUUUGCUGGGCGAAAUUGGGAGGCGGUAGAGAUAAGGGGAACAAGAGGGAGAGUCAGGGAGAAAGGAUGGGCUCGAAGAUGGAAGGUCCUUCGGCUUCACCAGCUGUUCGUAGAGAUCCUUAUGAGGUGUUGAGCGUAUCGAGGGAUUCGUCUGACCAGGAGAUCAAGACGGCGUAUAGAAAGCUUGCUCUCAAGUAUCAUCCUGACAAAAAUGUCAGCAAUCCUGAGGCUUCUGAACUUUUCAAAGAGGUUGCAUAUUCCUACAGUAUCUUGUCGGAUCCAGAAAAGAGAAGGCAAUAUGACACUGCUGGGUUUGAGGCUCUCGAAACUGAUGGCAUGGAUAUGGAGAUUGAUUUAUCCAACCUGGGGACUGUCAAUACAAUGUUUGCAGCACUAUUUAGCAAGCUGGGUGUCCCAAUCAAGACUACAAUUUCUGCUAAUGUUCUAGAGGAGGCUUUAAAUGGCACAGUCACUGUUAGACCUCUUCCCAUAGGAACAUCAGUGAGCGGAAAGGUUGAAAAACAAUGUGCCCACUUCUUUGGUGUAACAAUCAAUGAUCAACAAGCUCAGGCAGGGAUAGUAGUUAGAGUUACAUCAGCUGCUCAAAGUAAAUUUAAGCUGCUGUAUUUUGAACAUGACGCCAAUGGUGGUUAUGGGUUGGCUUUACAGGAAGAUAGUGACAAGACUGGUAAGGCAACAUCUGCAGGGAUGUAUUUCUUACAUUUUCAAGUAUACCGAAUGGAUUCAACUGUGAACGCGUUAGCUGUGGCUAAGGACCCAGAAGCUGCCUUCUUCAAAAGAUUGGAGGGCCUACAACCUUGUGAAGUCUCUGAACUAAAAGCUGGAACUCACAUAUUUGCUGUUUACGGAGAUAACUUCUUUAAGCCAGCUACCUAUAUCAUUGAGGCGGUUUGUGCGAAGACAUAUGAAGAUACUACUGAGAAGCUUAAAGAGAUCGAAGCUCAAAUUAUAAGGAAGAGAAAUGAGCUUCGCCAAUUUGAAACAGAAUACAGAAAGGCAUUAGCCCGCUUUCAAGAAGUCACCAACAGAUACACCCAAGAAAAGCAAUCUGUUGACGAACUGCUUAAACAGAGAGAUACUAUCCAUUCUGCAUUUACCAUAGCCAGGGCAGUUAGUACUGUUAGUGGGAGUGGCAGCAGCAGCAGUAGCCAAGUACCUGGAGAUGAGUUGAAGGCUGAGAGCCCAGGAGAUGAUGGAGCAGAUGGGAAGGAUAAAGCAUCAAAGAAGAAAUGGUUUAAUCUCGGUCUGAAAGGUACUGACAAAAAGCUUGGUUAAAAUUGAGUAUACCAAUAUGAUUGGUAGGAUGUCAAGGUGCCUGCUGAAUUGCUGGAUUGGUUUACUAUUCCAUCCUCACAUUCUUACAGAGAAAAUUGUUGAUUUGCUUCCAGCAAAGUCCGGUCAUGUAUUCCUUCCAAUUGAUUUCUUUUUUCCCCUUCUC
This is a messenger RNA of Telopea speciosissima, 1645 nucleotides long. Its product is annotated as chaperone protein dnaJ 15. Bases 253 to 1482 code for a protein of 409 amino acids. The transcript has 12 exons. The record is from RefSeq and is a predicted model, not a curated record. Lineage: Eukaryota; Viridiplantae; Streptophyta; Magnoliopsida; Proteales; Proteaceae.